AACCAAAUUACGUCUCAUUGCCAGCAUUAGUGUCUUAAAUCCUAGUCCCUUGACGAUCUUUCGUUUUGUACAACGUCUGCUCACCAUGGCCCUUAAGGUUGCUUGUUUCGCCGCUUUCGUAGCUGUCGCUAAUUGCGCUGUAGCUCCUCUCGUAGCAGCUCCCGCCGUAGCGGCUCCCGUAGUAGCAGCCAGAGCCGUAGCCGCACCGGUUGUAGCCGCCAAAAUUGCCGAAGAAACCUUCGAUGUCAAUCCUCAGUACUCCUUCGGCUAUGACGUGCAGGACGCUCUGACAGGUGACAGUAAGGCCCAAGUGGAAAGCAGGAAUGGAGACUACGUGCAAGGACAAUACAGUUUGACAGACCCUGAUGGUACUCGUCGUAUUGUUGACUACACUGCUGAUCCAGUCAAUGGAUUCAACGCUGUGGUACGCAAAGCUCCCUUGGCUGUAGCCGCCACACCGGUAGUUGCCAGUAAAGUUGUAGCUGCCCCUGUAGUAGGCCAAGCCGCUCCUUUGGUAGCUCAGCCCGCUCCUUUGAUCGCCAGAAGCGCUCCGUUGAUAGCCCAGCCAGCUCCAGUGGUAGCCAGAGCAGUAGCCGCACCAUUGAUUGCCCCUGCCGCUCCAUACACUUAUUUUGUAUAAAUGCUUUUGUUUUGUUUUAGAAAAUAUAUUAAU
Messenger RNA from Sitophilus oryzae (rice weevil), 673 nucleotides. RefSeq names its product larval cuticle protein A2B-like. Bases 86 to 640 code for a protein of 184 amino acids. Gene Ontology annotation, cellular component: extracellular matrix. Lineage: Eukaryota; Metazoa; Arthropoda; Insecta; Coleoptera; Curculionidae. The transcript has 3 exons. The record is from RefSeq and is a predicted model, not a curated record.